GUCCCUUGGUAGCUUAUCACCAAACCUUGGGCUAACAUACCUCCCUCCCGAAGUCCUUAGGCAGGUACAGUCUCCAUCGUUAGGUACACACCGCCAGCGCCAACUCACGAAUCAUAGCCUAGUGCCUUGGUGCCCCAAUUUGGUUGCCUUCUUCCCAGGGGUCUGGUCUGACCUUUGCUGGUGGGCCGCAAAGCCCAAUUCCUACAAAGGGCGGGCCAUUAUGCCUUUUUCCGAUCAGCAGCAGCGCGUAGGCAGGACUAGGAAGAAUUCGAUAUUUGGCUGGCCGUCGAAAGGCAUCUCCUCCAUCAUCAACACCUCCGUCUCGAGUACCUUGUCGUCCAUUCCCAGCGGUACACCAGAGCCUCCCUCUACGACCGACGAUUCGGAUUCCUAUACCUACCCUUCACCACAACCCACCAUUGCAUCGUCGCGACACCGCCGGAGCAUCUCUACUUCACAAGGCGCCGAUUCUACCCUGAGUCGCUCUACGUCUCUGCGUUCUUCUUCCACAGUAGGAAGCGCGAGCUUCAGUUCAAACAAUCGGGCCCCCUCAGCAGCCGCAACACUGGCACUCUCGUACUCCCCCGAGAAGGGGCUUCCUGGCUCCAAUGUUACCCGCCCCGCUCUGUCGAUAACUACGUUUGGGAGGAACAGACAGAAGUCGACUGACAACUUGCGAACCUUGAACUCAGAUAGCAAUGGUGGGCCCUCAAGCUUCUCCAAAUCUCCCUUGAGUGCGGCAGAAGCCAAUUCAUCCGUCGGCAUGCAACCAAUACCUCUCAGACACAACGCUCCUCCUCCACGUCCACCGGGAACAUCACACUCGAAUUACAGCCAGAGCAAUGGAGUGAUUGGACAGGCUACACCGCUUGUACCACCUUCAAAUGGCUAUAACCCAAGUGUCGUCUUUCAGCAUAUACAUGAUUUAGCUACCAAGAGAAUAUCUACAUUAGACUAUCUAAGGAAGGCCCAUGAAGGACGCGUAUAUUGGUUCAACACUUUGCUCUUCGGCAAGAACGAUCUCGCCCGCCUACAAUUUUUCGAUCCCAAGAAGCUUGGUCGUCGCGCAACGAACUAUCUGAUACUAGGCUACUCAAUACCUACAAUCUUAGACUUAAACUCUCAGUCUCCCACAGAAUAUCUCAGAGCAUGGAAUACUCUUCUUGUCGAAUUCGAGACAUAUCAGACCAACCACCCACCUGACGGCUCCACACCUUCCUCCCUGACACGAGCCCGACUACCACAAAUGUUCAAACGUGCAAACCCUCUCGGUGGUGGCAAGGGACGGCGAUCGUCGAGUGCGGCAGACCUCAUGGGACUGGGCAAUCAAGAUGGAACCCCCAGUAUCGACAUGUCGUUAUCGGGAGAAAGUGACCUGCUCCCAGGGGAAGAAUACGACUUACUUCUUACGCCAGCGCUGCCGUUUGACCCGGACUUUUUUGAGACGUUCGCGACACUGUGCGACGUCUUGAUCGACUGUUAUACCAAGGUGAUGACCAUGAUAAAUAGCCCGGAGCAGUGUGCGCCUGGCGUAAGCGAUCUCUUUGCAAAGGCUGAUGCAAGAGUGCGGAAAGUCAUAGUGGCAGGCGUUGUCCGCGAGUUCGAAGAGGCGAGUCGUACGGGUGUCAAAGGUGAGAUGGCUGGCGUAGGGAAAGUCGUCUUGGGUGGUCUGAUGUGAGACAUAUCUUACCGAUGUGUUAAUAUCCAGGUCGGUCUGAUAUGAGAAGCAUGGAGCAGGCGUUUAAUGAGCAUUCUGAGGAGUAUUUGCGGGACUUAGCGUUGCAUUCAGGGGGCUAUGGCUAUGAAAGGCAUGAUGGGAGGUAUUGGAUUGAGCGUGCAUUGAUGAGUAGCACGAAAGCCAUGAGUUGAAUGUCCUGACAAUUACGAUUUAUACGAACUCCAUUUUGAGCGUGGAUGUUUGCUUCGCCU
Molecule: messenger RNA, 1929 nt
Organism: Pseudovirgaria hyperparasitica
Lineage: Eukaryota; Fungi; Ascomycota; Dothideomycetes; Acrospermales; Acrospermaceae
Exons: 2
Coding region: 221-1678 (485 amino acids)
Source: RefSeq, a predicted model, not a curated record